Dreissena polymorpha is the source of this 414-nucleotide messenger RNA. RefSeq names its product glutamic acid-rich protein-like. The record is from RefSeq and is a predicted model, not a curated record. Bases 1 to 414 code for a protein of 137 amino acids. The transcript has 3 exons. Lineage: Eukaryota; Metazoa; Mollusca; Bivalvia; Myida; Dreissenidae.
AUGCAGGAGCAGUUGAAGGAACGUAAGGAGGAGGAGCAGAAGGAGGAGGAGCAGAAGGAGGAGGAGCAGGAGGAGGUGGAGCAGAAGGAGCAGAAGGAGGAGGAGCAGGAGGAGGAGGCCGACGACGAGAAGGACGACGAGAAGGACGACGACGACGACGAGAUGGAGAAGGAGGAGCAGGAGGAGCAGAAGGAGGAGGAGCAGGAGGAGAAGCAGAAGAAGGAGGACGACGACGACGACGAGAAGAACGACGAGAUGGAGGACGACGACGAGGAGGACGACGACGCCGAGAAUGACGACAAGGGGGAGGAGGACGACAACGACGAGGAGGACGAUGACGUCAACGACGAGGCGGAAGAGGAAGAGGAAGAGCAGAAGCAGUUAAAGGAACAAGAGGAGGAGAAGGAGGAGUAG